UUUAAAGAGCAGAGAGAUCUUCAGCCGCCAGUUGUCAGCGUCAUCAGAGCGAGAUUCGCGACACUCCGCCCGACAUGGCCGUCUAGAUGGUAACAGCGCUUGGUGUUCUGCGAGAAGCAGCUUCGCAAAAUAUUUUCAGAUCGAUUUCGGCCGCACCGUUGAGGUGACUUCUGUUGCUACUCAAGGACACCCGAGAGAAGAAAAAUGGAUCCAGAGAUAUAUAUUGAGAUAUUCACUGGGGAAGAAUUGGUUCACUUACCAAGCAUCAGGCCGUGAUAAAGUAUUCAAAGGAAACAGGGAUGGCAGGAGUGCUGUGAGACACUAUUUAAAGGAACGGCUGGUGGCUAAGAAAUUAAGAAUAGUACGCCAUGAAAACUCACGAGACUUCAUGGGAUCCACUGUAUGCUUGAGGGCUGAGGUGUAUGGAUGUUCAUUCGACACAGAAUGUCUCACCUUCGGUUCUGAAGUAUUUGCUCACUGGAAUUCCAUCAAGAAACAUACGCGCUAUAUUCAUGGCUACGUCACAAAGGUUCACCGAACAAGCGUCCAUAUAUCUCCCUCGGGUAAACAUGGUGGAAACGCCGACAGCAUCUUUGAAUUACCACGAGAGAAGGAAUUUUACGUGAUCAAAGAUGAAAAAUCCAGUCCACAAGAGAUAAAAAUUGGAUCGGAUGUCAUCGUAGCUUCCAAGGAUAAAGUCGGUUUUUCCCAAGGCAAAGUGACGCAGAAAUAUUACUCUUGGUAUGGAGUCGAACUCGGCAACGGAAAGACGGUUUGGGGGAAAGUGGACGAAAUCAGGCUACUGAAAAGGCCAAUUUAUUGUGAAAAAGAAUAUAUAACGGCAUGAAAUGUUAUAGAUUUUUUCGAGAUAUCUUUGAAUGACAGUGAGAAGCAACACUUUACAUCUUUAAUUGUAUGAUUAGGAAAGUGGGUACCCUUCUGUUUUUAGCCUUCGUAGAACGUUUAAGCGACCGAUUAUCUAAGAGUUCCAUAACUUACUUUAGAGAGUCAACUCUCAA
Messenger RNA from Pocillopora verrucosa, 1019 nucleotides. NCBI's taxonomy places the organism in Eukaryota, Metazoa, Cnidaria, Anthozoa, Scleractinia, Pocilloporidae. The record is from RefSeq and is a predicted model, not a curated record.